This is a messenger RNA of Protopolystoma xenopodis, 924 nucleotides long. Lineage: Eukaryota; Metazoa; Platyhelminthes; Monogenea; Polystomatidea; Polystomatidae. The record is from the annotation of a GenBank genome assembly.
AUGAAGCCAAGCAAACGAAAACUGGGUAUGAUAACACGUGCCGAGCAGAUCGAAUUGACUAGUUUAGCCGCUCACCUUUGCGCUGUACAGGGCCUCAGUCCUGCCAGAGCUGCCAACUUGGCUGCCAAGCAACUCGGCCUCACCGCGAAAGCCCUUACACCGCAUCAACAUCAACAUCAGCAUCAGUAUCAACGCCAACCACAUGUUGGUAGUUCGGUUGCUGGCAUCGACCAAUUUGAUGGUCAUCCGAUUGAGUCUGAGGCUCGACAAAGGCCGAUUGUCGACUCUACUGCACUUGUCGCCGAGACUCGGACCGGCAAAACAGUCACGGCCGGCAAGUCGCGCAGUCUCCCGACUGGACGACAGGCCGACACGGCGGAUCAGGAGACAGCAACUACGGGACGUGGAAAGACGAAUCGGCUGGGACCUGCGGUAUCGGCUUUGCCGAUCGGUGAUGAGCCGCCUGUGAUCGUCAGAAAAGUGCUCUCCGCCACACGUCGACGUCCUCAAGUCGGACUUGCCGAUUCCGCAGCUAGGGAUACUGCCAAGCCGGCAGCUCAACCGGUCGGCUCGGGCACCAUGACGACUGGGCAGGCUAAUGUACGUCGGGCAAAAAUACCCUCUGUAGUUGAGGCUGAAGAGGUGACGAGGACAAAACGGGAUGUUGAUGGUGUUUCGGACGCGAUGAGCCCGUCCGCUUCUGGCGCAGCAGUCCAGGCAUCCGCAGUCAAGCUGAAGACUCGAACCAAGGCUCCUGCCAGCAUCGUUCGCAAGACGGAUUCUGGCCCUGAGGGUUCGGUAAAGCGUUCAGGCCUCAGCGAAAAGCCGAGCGACUCAAGCCAACCGGACAAGCGACCCGAGAGUCGCAAAUCCGUUGAAAAGUCCAAGGUCCAGGUGAGUCAAUGUCCUCGCAUUGGGGCAUGA